AUGAACCUCCAGCGGUCAUAUCAGCUUGGUCUUCGUCGGGCUACGGCGCCUGGCUUAAGUGUGCAGCCUAUGGGCCACGUUGUCCAGCAGAGGCUCACAUCGCAUGGACAAGCUGCAAAACUAAUCGCUGAACAACGUUUACGACGCCCCGUUUCACCCCACUUAUCUAUCUACAAGCCACAGAUCAAUUCGGUUACCUCGACCCUACAACGUAUCACAGGCCUUACUCUAGCUGGUUCUUUUUAUCUCUUCGGCAUCGCUUACCUUGUCGCACCUUACACCGGAUGGCACAUGGAUACUACAUCCAUGGUUGCAGCAGUCGCUGCGUGGCCCACUGCUAUCAAGAUGGGCGUGAAGGCUUUCUUUGCAUUUCCAUUCUUCUUCCACGGGUUUAAUGGAGUAAGAUUUUUGACAUGGGAUACUGGUAUUGGGUUCAAGAACCAGUAUGUUAUUAGAACAGGCUGGACAGUCAUUGGGAUGACUGUUGUCGUGUCGCUUUACUACACUUUCAUGACAUAG
Bipolaris oryzae ATCC 44560 is the source of this 519-nucleotide messenger RNA. RefSeq lists its product as uncharacterized. NCBI's taxonomy places the organism in Eukaryota, Fungi, Ascomycota, Dothideomycetes, Pleosporales, Pleosporaceae. Bases 1 to 519 code for a protein of 172 amino acids. The transcript has 2 exons. Gene Ontology annotation, molecular function: electron transfer activity; succinate dehydrogenase activity. The record is from RefSeq and is a predicted model, not a curated record. Gene Ontology annotation, cellular component: membrane. Gene Ontology annotation, biological process: mitochondrial electron transport, succinate to ubiquinone; tricarboxylic acid cycle.